Molecule: messenger RNA, 2458 nt
Organism: Aaosphaeria arxii CBS 175.79
Lineage: Eukaryota; Fungi; Ascomycota; Dothideomycetes; Pleosporales
Exons: 4
Coding region: 240-2252 (670 amino acids)
Biological process (GO): regulation of DNA-templated transcription
Molecular function (GO): DNA-binding transcription factor activity, RNA polymerase II-specific; zinc ion binding
Source: RefSeq, a predicted model, not a curated record
ACGACCAAGACCCUCCCUCGAAAGCACCUAGAAUUGGCAGAACCCACUCUUUCUGUUCAGUCAAACGUUUGAUCGCAACUUUGGAGUUCAAAUACUUAAGCUUAGAUAGUCUACCGGAAGACUGAAGUUGCUUUCUUUCUUGUGGACAAUUAAGACUUUUCGGCUCCAUAAAAGACGACUACUACGGCACAGACUGUUUGCAGCAGCCAGCCCCCCUCUAUGCAACUGAGUCGGGCAUAAUGUCUUACCGUGGAAAGCCGAGCAAAGGCUGCGAUUCAUGUAGAAGCCGAAAGAUAAAGUGCGAUGAGAAGAAACCAACCUGCGAUCGCUGUAAUAAGUCAGGUCUCGAUUGCAGAUACCGCAACAUAGAUGAUCUGUUAUUCAAAAACCAGACGACCUUUGCAGCUCAGAAGGCCGAAUCAUCAUGGCGAAAGAGGUCGAAACCGCAACCUCCACCAAGCACGAAUGCAAGCACAAAUGAACCACCGGGUGACUUGAUAUCAUUCCAAUUUAAUCAUUAUUCAUCCUCAAGCAAACCUCUCGACCAAUUCAUACCCUCAGAUUCUCCUCUUCAAUUCAAUGAUCUGAUCACUGGAGUGUCUAUGGAGCCAGGCGUGAGACGCAUGGCCUACGAACGUUUUCUAUAUGACUUUAUCACGUCCAGACCCGACCAGAUAGACGACGAAGGUCCCCCUAACGCACUAUUCGAUUUCAUCCCAAUGCUCUUCGAAGCGACUACUGAGGGCUCAUGUUUCUCAACCAUAGUCGAUGCACUUUCGUAUGCUAACUUCGGCGUGCGUUGCAACUACCCGGAGGGACAGGCAUUGGCAGAGCAGAACUGGGUGAAAGCUCUCCGACUUCUACAAACGGAUUUGAAGGAUGAGAAAUUAGCUUCUUCAGACGAGACUCUCGCCGCUAUCUAUCUCAUGGGUAUAUAUGAUAACAUAGCCUCCGACCAGUUGAAAGGCAUAUAUGAAGCCCACAAGAACGGCGCCACAGCACUCCUCCAGCUGCGCACAGUUGAAGAUUUUUGCGGAUCUCCGAUCUCGACUCGGUUGUAUGAAGCAUGCUACACGCAAAUGCUCAUUGGAAGUUUCAUCGGCGCUAAAGAACCGAUAGCACCCAUCAGCAACAUCAUAGCUGCCAGAAAAACCGUCCCUACAGCCAUCAACACCUCAGGAAUUGACCUCAUGAACCUAAUCCACAACGUCACGAGCCUCCACGCGCAAUGGCACCUCAUCAAGGCCUCCCCCUCACCUCCCCAAAUCCGACAAGAGCUCGUAGACAUCCUCCGUCAAGGUCUUGAUCUCGAUGCCGAACUGCAGAUCUGGGAAACCAGGAUCCCUCGCUCCUUACGCUACGAUAGCAAGCCCAAUCUGCCCGAGACGCGCGGAGCCUACGACCGGAAGUGGAUCAACCUGAUGCUGUCGAGCAGCGGUGCACCGAACGAGAUACACAGCUUCCCUUCGCUUCGAAGGGCGUUCAUAUACACGUUCUUCCGGACGAGUCGGAUGUUCCUCCUGCGAGACAUGCUGGAGAUCAUGAACUGCAUGCUCGCGCUCCCGCCGCCAGAUCCACAGCCAGAACCCAGCAAUUUCAACAUCGCUACGCUGAUCCUCGAAGACCCGAGUCCGCAAACGACGCUCCUCAACACCACAUCCCUCCGAAUCCACCACCGCAUCACAACCACGCACCUCACCGACCUCGUCGAAAAGGCAUGCUCGGCCAUCAUCGGCUCCUUCACAGUCCCCAUUCCAGGCCGAGUAGACAAUGACGGCGUGAUGGGCGUACGAGGUUACAUCAACUUCUGGUGCCUGGGCGUCAUCAGCGCGGUCCUGCGCUCUGGCUUCAUACCGCAAUCUUCCGCUCCAUCACCACCACCACCAUCGACGUCUUUCUCGCCUCCCCGCGGAGGUUCGAGCCCAGCGCCCUCGCCGGCUAUGUUCGUGAUGCCGCCGGAGAAUCGAAGUCACUUUUACUUCCACGCCGCCAUGUUGUCGAGACAAGAGGGUGACUUCCCGCCGCUUCCGCCCAUCUCGGCGGCGCCGGCGCGUUCGGGGUUCGACAUUGAAGUUGAGGAUGCUGGUACGCUGGGAAUUGAUGUGGAGGCGAGGAGGGAGUGGGUGCAGAGGGUUUUGUACUAUGUGGGUGCGCAUUUGGGGAAUAAGAAGGCGUUAGGGCUGCUGGGGCUGGAUGAGGGUGCGAGAGAGAGGUGCCAGGGGGAAGUUGAAAGGAUGGUUGGCGGGCUUUGAUGCUUGCUGGGUGAAUUGAUUCUUUGGGGUUUGGAUGUCGUUGAGGGUUGGGAAAGUUGGGGUUUGGUUGUCAGGAAAUUUCUAUUUCUCGUUGAGGGGCCUUGUUCUGCCCUAUAAAUAACGAUUGGAAGAGCCCUACUUGUUGGUUUCGGUAUAACGUAUCUGAUAUCGUAGCGCAGUCUUACACUCGGCUUGAACGCUGGUAG